Salvia miltiorrhiza (redroot sage) is the source of this 1545-nucleotide messenger RNA. RefSeq names its product gibberellin 20 oxidase 1. The record is from RefSeq and is a predicted model, not a curated record. Lineage: Eukaryota; Viridiplantae; Streptophyta; Magnoliopsida; Lamiales; Lamiaceae. The coding region runs from base 129 to 1280 and encodes 383 amino acids. Gene Ontology annotation, molecular function: gibberellin 20-oxidase activity. Gene Ontology annotation, biological process: flower development; gibberellin biosynthetic process; unidimensional cell growth. The transcript is spliced from 3 exons.
AAACAAACGGCCUUUUGGCUUUUCUAUCAUCACACCUCCCAAACUCCUCCGCAAAUAUUCCUAUAUAAAUCUCCCAAAUUACGAAAAAACAAAUAAUAAUAAUAAUAAUACAAUAUUUUCAUGCAAAAAUGAGCACCAUCACAAGCACGAGCGAGGCCUCCCUCCCCCAACCCGCCUCCAAACACAAUUACGAGCAGCCAAACAGGUCACUAAUCUUCGACGCGACGGUGUUGAAACACCAGUCCAACAUCCCUCCCCAAUUCAUAUGGCCCGAUUCCGACCGGCCUAACCCUAAUCCGCUGGAGCUCGACGUCCCGCUCAUCGACCUCCGCGGCUUCCUCUCCGGCGACCCCUCCGCCUCAGCGCGGGCGUCGCGGCUCGUCGGCGAGGCCUGCCGGAAGCACGGAUUCUUCCUCGUCGUCAACCACGGCGUGGAUGCGGAUCUCAUCGACGACGCGCACCAUUACAUGGAUCGCUUCUUCGAGCAGCCUCUUCACGAGAAGCAAAGAGCUCUGCGGAAACAGGGCGAGCAUUGCGGCUACGCCAGUAGCUUCACUGGUAGAUUCUCGUCCAAGCUUCCAUGGAAGGAAACUCUUUCCUUCCAAUAUUCACCAGAGAAAGCUUCGUCUCAUAUUGUCGAACACUACUUCUGCACCAAAUUGGGGGAAGAUUUCGCACACUUAGGGAGAAUAUACCAGGACUACUGCAGUGCAAUGAGCAAUCUGUCUCUAGGAAUCAUGGAGCUUUUGGGGAUGAGUUUAGGAGUGAGAAGGAGCCAUUUCAGAAAGUUUUUCGAAGAAAAUGAGUCUAUAAUGAGACUGAACUAUUAUCCGCCAUGCCAAAGGCCAGACCAGACCUUAGGCACGGGGCCACAUUGCGAUCCGACAUCACUGACCAUCCUUCACCAAGACACAGUCGCCGGCCUGCAAGUCCUGGUGGAUGAUCAAUGGCGAUCCAUACGCCCUAACUCCAAGGCCUUUGUAGUCAACAUAGGGGACACUUUCAUGGCGCUUUCAAAUGGGAGAUAUAAAAGCUGUUUGCACAGAGCGGUGGUGAACAGUGAGAGUCCACGGAAAUCUCUGGCUUUCUUCCUGUGCCCGAAGAAGGAGAAGGUGGUGGCGCCGCCGCAUGAGUUGGUGGACGACGAUAAUCCGAGAAUGUACCCUGACUUCCAGUGGCCGGCGCUGCUUGAGUUUACGCAGAAGCAUUACAGGGCUGAUAUGAAUACGCUGCAGUCUUUCUCGGACUGGAUAAUAUCGGAUUCCGCCGGGAAUAAUUAAUCCACUUUUUCUUUGUUUUGUCGUCUUGUCUCCACAACAAAAAUAGAGAUGCAAGAAUUUGGAUUAGUUACUUUUGUAGUUUUGGAGAGCUUUGUAAUUUCACAUAUGAAUAUGAUGAUAUGUAUAUUUACAUCUAUCUACCAGGCACAGGCAGGAAUCUCCUCAAAAUUGAGAACUAAAUUCGUCUUUUCCAUGCAACAUACAGUUAGAGAUAGAUUCCGGUUCACAUUUUUUCACCUUUUAGUCAAACUUCUUAAUGAAAUUC